This is a messenger RNA of Alosa sapidissima (American shad), 5977 nucleotides long. RefSeq names its product karyopherin alpha 6 (importin alpha 7) (gene kpna6). Gene Ontology annotation, cellular component: nucleus; nucleoplasm; cytoplasm. Gene Ontology annotation, biological process: NLS-bearing protein import into nucleus. Lineage: Eukaryota; Metazoa; Chordata; Actinopteri; Clupeiformes; Clupeidae. The record is from RefSeq and is a predicted model, not a curated record. Gene Ontology annotation, molecular function: nuclear import signal receptor activity; protein binding.
CGUAGCUCUCCGACAUAUUGUUUGUGUGAGAGAAGCAAAUUCUCGAAGGCAAGGAGAUAGAGGGGAUUACUUACAUUUUAUUUAUUAGCAAGGGAGAGUUUUUCGCAUACAUAGGACAGAAUGGAGACGGCAGCGAGUCCUGCGAAGGAUAACUACAGGAUGAACCGCUACAAGAACAAAGCCUUGAACCUGGAGGAGAUGCGGCGUCGCCGGGAGGAGGAGGGCAUCCAGCUCAGGAAACAGAAGCGGGAGCUGCAGCUUUUCAAAAGGAGAAACGUGGAGCUGCUGAACGAGGAGGCAGCCACGUUUGAAUCUCCCCUCAUGGACCCGUUCUUUACAUCUGCCUCCACCCCGGAUGGAGUCAUCACAAGAGACAUGGUGGAGAUGCUUUUCUCCGACGACCCAGAACUCCAGCUAGCCACAACACAGAAGUUUAGGAAACUACUAUCCAAAGGUCACCCCAAUCCACCCAUAGAUGAGGUCAUCAGCACACCUGGGGUAGUGAAUAGGUUUGUGGAGUUCCUCCAUAAAAGCACCAAUUGCACAUUACAGUUUGAGGCGGCCUGGGCUCUCACCAACAUCGCAUCCGGCACGUCCCACCAGACCAAGGUGGUCAUCGAGGCCGGGGCUGUGCCCGUCUUCAUCGAGCUCCUCAACUCCGACUUUGAAGACGUCCAGGAACAGGCGGUAUGGGCCUUAGGCAACAUUGCGGGCGACAGCGCCAUGUGCAGAGACUACGUGCUGAACUGCAACAUCCUCCCCGCCGUUACUAACGUGAGCACCUACUCGUGUCAUCACACUCCCCACCUCACACUGCUGACCAAAUCAACCAGGCUGACCAUGACCAGGAAUGCUGUAUGGGCCUUGUCCAACCUCUGCAGAGGCAAAAGCCCGCCGCCUGACUUUGAAAAGGUGUCCCCGUGUCUGCCCGUGCUGUCACGCCUGCUCUUCAGCAGCGACAUUGACCUGCUGGCCGACGCCUGCUGGGCUCUGUCCUAUCUUUCGGACGGCCCCAACGAGAAGAUCCAGGCCGUCAUCGACUCGGGUGUCUGCCGGAGACUGGUGGAGCUACUCAUGCACACAGACUACAAAGUGGCCUCACCUGCAUUGCGAGCUGUGGGGAACAUUGUCACCGGCGAUGACAUUCAGACUCAGGUGGUGCUGAACUGCUCGGCCCUGCCCUGCCUCCUCCACCUCCUGAGCAGCGCCAAGGAGUCCAUCAGGAAGGAGGCCUGCUGGACCAUCUCCAACAUCACAGCAGGGAACAGGGUUCAGAUCCAGACCGUAAUAGAUGCAAACAUCUUCCCCGUGCUCAUCGACAUCCUGCAGAAGGCCGAGUUCCGCACCCGGAAGGAGGCGGCCUGGGCCAUCACCAACGCCACCUCAGGGGGAACCGCUGACCAGAUCAGAUACCUGGUGAACCUGGGUUGCAUUAAGCCCCUCUGUGACCUACUGACGGUGAUGGACUCUAAGAUCGUGCAGGUGGCCCUGAAUGGCUUGGAGAAUAUCUUGCGGCUGGGGGAGCAGGAAGCCAAGCAAAGCGGCACUGGCAUCAACCCCUACUGCGGCCUCAUCGAGGAGGCCUAUGGACUGGACAAGAUCGAGUUCCUGCAGAGCCAUGAGAACCAGGAGAUCUACCAGAAGGCCUUCGACCUGAUCGAACACUACUUUGGUGUGGAGGAGGAGGACGCCAACCUUGCCCCGCAGGCUGAUGAGAACCAACAGCAGUUUCUCUUUGCCCAGCAGGAGGCCCCCAUGGAAGGCUUCCAGCUAUAACACCCCCCCCCCCCCCCCUUCCUUCUUCACUCUGAUCCCCCUUAGAUAUCCAGCCCUGUUUCCCCUGUGUAUUCCCUGAUCAAUCAGAGCUGUGCGGAACAUAGAACCGUGCGGCUGGGCCGAGGGCAGAACCGAAAGAGAACCUAGCAGCGCCCCAUUACUAUCAGAUACACACAGAAGCAAAAGGGGGUAUAAACCCUUUGUCCCCCCCCCCCCCUUAUGGCUAGGUCAGAGACUUGUUCAGAGGAAGAAUAUCACUGCUGAAACCAGAAAUUCUUUCAAGUUUUAUUUAAGGUCUUUUUAGAUCAAUUUUUAAUUUAAUUUAUGUAUUUUUUUUUUUUUUGUGGGCCCGUGCAGUUCGCUUUCAAAGCACAUCCCCCCCAUUUGGUCAAAGUUUAAAACUGAGGCUGUUACCUGAAAGAGUUCUCAAUUAUUUUCUAAAAGAAGAUGGCGAAUGUUGCUUAACACACUGCCCUGUCCCCACAACAUUUUUUCCCCCCUUUAAAUAUAUACGAUUAUUUUCUCUUCUGUCAACAAGCUUUAGCCCCUUUCCCUUUUGUAAUUUCAGUUAACCGGAUCCAUGCUGCUUUCCAUAUGGAUGUGGAAUCUCUGGUUUCCACCGAGCUGCAGGGUACAAUUCAAAAAAGACUUAUCCCAGAUUUAUUUUUCUUUGGGGGGGGGGGGGGGGGGGGGGGGGGAUUUAGGGAAAAGUGUGAACAUUUAGUUGCGACUCAAGGUCUCUGAUGUACACACACUGUGGGCAAGAAAACUUGGAAAUGUUUAGUUGACACAAUUAUUCUCUCUCUCUCUCGCUCUCCCCUUUUUGCUGAGCGUGAGGUGGGUCUUGAAACGAUGCAAAUAGGCGGUAAAGACGUUGGCAAGGGGAGGCUUUGUGAAAUGGGCGUUAACGAAACGAGGGACAUCGUGGUGAAACAUAGGAAGGUUUAAGUGAGAUGACAUCUAGGUUACUAGCUAAUCAGGAAUGUUGAAACUAGCGCUAUGUUGUUCGUGGUGUGCAGUGUUCUAAAUAAUGACGCAUUUGACAUAUGAAGUGAAUUAAUUAUAUAAUGCAAGAAUAAUAACAGAAAAAAAAAUAACAAUGCAAUUCUGAGGGCUAGGACUUUAUUUUACCAUAGUGACUUUUGUUCCAGAUUAUUUUGGUUGCUUAUUUUAGGCAAGAGUGGUAGGGCGGGGUAGGAAGCUGGGUUAGUUAUUAUUGCCUUUCACGUAGAUGCGUUUUUGGUUUUUGGUUCACCUCCAGUGUUUCCAUUUUGUGUUCAUUCAAAGCCUAGUGUGUGUAUGUAUAUAUAUACAUAUAUAUAUCCCGCGGAGGUCUAGUAUUGUAAGAGUUCUUGACUCCGAUCGCCCUCAGUUUGUGCAUGUUAGGGUUUUGCAUGGUGUUGUAUUAAUCUACCAACGGUCAUGGAAUGUCCCUUGCCAAACUCUUGGACUAGUAUGGAAGUCAAGUAUUCUCCUCAAGUCCUGUCCUAGGCUUUCUUGAGAUUAAUGAUUAGUCCCACACCUCCAAAUUUGUUUCGAUAGUUCAAUUGCUGAUCCUAACUAAUGCAGUUCUUGUUUAAUACCGUAUAAUGAUAAUGAUCUAUUAUAUUUCAUUUUGUGUAGGCCUAAUCUAUGUACUUGUAUUCUUUAGCUCUACUGACAUCUGAGAUUUGGCAAGGAACAUGCGUUUUAUCAUGACAAACCUAACAAAAGCAAAAAAAAAAAUUAAAUAUUUAAAAAUUAAAAAAACUUGCACACACCUCAUGCACACAUGCAGACAAGACCAGCAUACACAGCAUGCACCACACACAGAUGAAGAAAAAACACAGUGGAGGGGAAAAUGGCUUCCAUAAUCUAACCUUUUCAGUCAAUAUGUGUUGCCUUUUUUCUCUUUGUUUAUUUCUAUUCCCCACAUGCAACUAGUUUCUCUCUCUAUAUAUAUUUUUUUUUUUUUUCAAUCUCACGUUUGCACUUUUUGUGUUUAUGCACUUCACUGUAGUGUCCAGCAGGAAAAAAAAGUUGUCGCUCACGGCAAUGCUUUUGGUGGUGUUUUCACUUAAGAGGAUGGUCUUAAGGUGUAGGCUUAGUGUGAGAGGCGUGGAUUGGACGAAAAAGGAAAUGAAAGUCUGCUUACAACGACAUUUUCGACUUUUGUAAUCUUUGUAGUUCUGUUUAAACCUUAAAAGCUAAACAAAAGCGCAUCCUCUGUGUUUACCUCUUGAAAACAAAAAGAUGUGAGAAAACUGUGACUUGCGUUGUUGUAAUUCAUAUUAACUUAGUAUGGAAGCAUUUUUUUCCUCUACCUCUAUGCCACACGGACUGGUGUGGGGAUUAGGGAUGGGGAGGGGGGCUUUUGAUGGGAUGGGCAAAGCCAGUGGCUGUCCAGUUGUUGUGUGACGUUGACUUUGACAUGAGCUGUGAAUGGAAAAGUUGGCUGUACCCUUGCGUUCACAUCCGAAGCUGGUAGCGUCGGGUCCGUGGAGAUGAGAUUUUCCUGGUGAAAGCCAAGCUGGCGAGCUGCUUCAUGUUGACUUUGUAGAUUAGACUAGUCCGCAAGACACUGUUGUACUACAUUUAUUCUAAAGAGAAGUCUACUUUUGAACUCUAGAAGCUGAAGCUUUCAACGAAAUAUCCUGAAACGUCAUAUCUUGCGCACAAAUUACAGCUUGCAGCUAAGCUUCAUGCAUCUUGUUUUGGAGUGGUCAGAGAGUCUGUCUUGCUCUUUACACUUGACUCUUAGCAAUUUACUGCUGAGUGAAUGAGUUUUUAGAACAUGAUUGGUUAUAAUAGACAAAGAUAAGUCUUUUCCGAUUGAUCAGGUUUUGGCUUUCAUAAGAAAAAUGGGUCUCCACCAACCCUGGUUACAUUGUACAUCAGAGAUAGACAAGAAUAGACCACCUCCCGCUUCACAUCGCUUCAGAUGGGGAGUUUGGCUAAUAUCAGUACAACGUUGGUCCCUCAUUUCAUAUGUCCCUGGGUCCCAAAGACCUGGGUUAACUUUAAAAAAAAAUCAAGUGGAUCAAUAAAGAAGAAUUUAUGAAAGGAAAAAAAAAAUACUCAAAGAAUUUAACUAAUUAAAAAUGCACUCCUAUUCACUAAAGUGCCAAUCCGACCAACUAAGACUGCAGGUUGAAAUGUAUCUUGUCUUUAGUUUAUUUUUAUUUUUUUACUUGAAUGUGCACAGCUUUUUGUGCAAAAACCUUGCUGCUCUAUUUCUUACAAAUCAUUAUAAAGUUUCAGUAUAUGCAGCCGUUUCUUUAAAGAAGGGGCAGCCUUUAGUUUGUGCACCAAAUUGAUACAUUGGUAAAGAGAAAAAGAAUAAUAGAACAACUUGAAAAGGACUAUGUUUUCUGUUGUACUCUUAUUGUUUACUCUUUAGUCAGAUGCAGAUGCAAAGGAAAUGCUGUGUUUUUUCCUGUCUAUUUUUGUGUGAAUUGUGCAGAGAAUCUAGUCACAAUAGAGGAGGUUUUCAGAAUCGCCAUUCAUCUGCUCUAAUUACAACUAUAUGAAUCAAACCACUUAGGGGCAUUAGGAGGAAUCGUGGUAUUGUCAAUCCUCUCUCGCAGUUGAGGUCACCUUUGAAGAAACUUUCAUAUUUGCACAGAUGGGCCAAUAAGUUAUUACUAGCCAGCAGUAAAGGAAAUGGCAAGGUUAUACUUUUCAUUGCCUUCAAGGAGCCGCUGUUUGUAGUGAUGGUCCUGUGUGUUGGCUCCUUCAGGGGCUUACGAGGGGACUGUGAAGACUCUAUCUAUAUUUUGUAGACUGACCUCCAUCCAUUUUUUUAAAACUUAGCACAAGCGACAAUAAAGCCCUCCUUAUCGACGACCUGGAUCUGUUGAAGCUAUUUCUGUGGAAUCAGCUUUUAGAAAUGAGUGUUCCUACGAACUGUCAAAGAAGCAACCGCAAGCUGCAAUAACCAUGUCCCAAACCCAACAUUACCCAGGGAUAAAGACCUCCGCUAUAGGCUUCUGCAGUUUUUACUCACAGUGGCAGAUGCCACCAUGACAUUUUCGCAAAAAAGAUCGGAGCUUUUAAACUAUCAAAACUGAAAUAUUUGAAAUAAAUCAAGUGGGACUUGGUGUAUAACAUUGAUGCCACUGCAGAGAAAAUGGUUUACCUGCUCCUGCAUCAACAAUGACUUCUGAGAAGUGCAAAAAAAAAAAAAAAAAGAUUUAAAAAAAAUUAGCCACACAUUGGUAUA